Marasmius oreades (fairy-ring Marasmius) is the source of this 444-nucleotide messenger RNA. RefSeq lists its product as uncharacterized. The coding region runs from base 1 to 444 and encodes 147 amino acids. The record is from RefSeq and is a predicted model, not a curated record. The transcript has 6 exons. Lineage: Eukaryota; Fungi; Basidiomycota; Agaricomycetes; Agaricales; Marasmiaceae.
AUGGGUUUGGGCACUCUUUUUGGUACUUCCAACCGGAAACUGAUUUUGAACAGGACCCAGCGAAUGAUCAAUACCAUUUCUCUCUUCAUGAUAUCGAGUGGCAUGAUUACCACGGCAAUUAAUAUGGCAACACUGAUCUCGUUUAUUGCUUCCCCAAACACACUUGCCUUUCAAGUUUUCUCUGUUUUAGGCUUCAAAGCAUAUGUUAACACUCUCAUGGCCAUACUCAAUAUUCGGAACUUGAUUCACUACAAUCUGAGCCACACCUCCAACGUUAUCACAGAUGGUCUUAAUGGUUUAUCUGGUAGUGGAUCAGACAACACUGCUACACUUAGUUUCCGGGCUGCUACAGCUCCUCAUGCAGUGAGCAGAACUCAAGACUAUGACAUCCCCUUGAAUGAAAAUGUCCUGGGCAAGCCUUCUGGGAGUUUCCAAGCUGCCUAG